UUUUACGAGUGCUAUAAUUUAUAGUAUGUUUUAGUAAAGUAUAAUGUAUGCAUUUUGUUUUGUAUACAAUUUCAUUCGCUGAUUUAUGUGGCAACCUCAAUACUAUUUUAAUUGCAACUAGCUCAUAAGUUUUUAUAAUCCCAUAAUUUGAAUUGUGCUUAUAAAAAUGUUUGUUUUCUACAGAAAUCAAACAGUUUAAAUAAUGGUAUGCCUGAUACUAUAUAGAAAUACUACUGACUAACAGCACCACGAUUUCUGUUGUGUACCAGGCUACGUUUUAGUGUUACAUUUUUUUAAUUCGGCUUAACACAUAUUUCGUGAACCUACAGUUUUAUUUUAGACUGGAGAUAAAAAUAGUAAAAAAAAACAAAUACAAAUCUUGCAACAACUCUAUUUGAUAACACAUAUAAAAUAACACGUUGCACACGCGCGCUAGUGUGUGAACCAUAAACAGAGGAGUUGCAACGGUUAAAAAGUGAUAGCUUUAUUUAAAUAAACUCAACUUGAAUAUUAUUUGGUCAUGCGAGAAAUGGAAACUCCUGAUUUGAAUCGUAGUGAUAGUACGCGCAAAAGCUUUCGUUUGCCAACGCAUCGUAAGGGCAUGGCACCAGCACCACCGACCAUUACAAAAGUCGAUUUAAAUAUCGAUGACAAUAGUGAUGCAGUUGUCGGAGGAAUUGAUACACAACAAUCAAUUACCAACGCUGAUGCUGUGGACGAAUUGUAUUUAGUACAGGGCUCGAACACGCAACGCUCCUCCAACGAAAAUAAUAAUAUGAAAAAUAUUGUGGAUAAUUCGGAAAUCAUACCACGACUCAAUCGUAUGACCUUAGCCAGAGAAACGGAUAUUAUUAUAGAUGAAGAUAUGGUGCGACUGCGCAAUAGAAUACCAACAACACGCAAUGCCGCCUCAUCGAUAACACCAUACACAACAUCAGCAAUGGAUAAAAAAUUGACCAAGGAGCCCACUUUGGUGCUCACAGCUGAAGAUGAUGUGAAUGUGUCGUUUGCGCUCGGCUCCAUUGAGAAGCAUAUUUUCGAAAUGGAAGAAAGCUUCAAGAAAAUGGAAAAUGUCAGACAACCAAGCAUUGAUGAAUUGAAAUUGGAUCGCAAGAAGCAAAGUAAACGCUAUGGCGAAACGGAGAAUUUACUACAGCCCGGCAAUAGUGAAAUGGCCUCGGGUACCGGUUUCAGUUAUCUAACGCCACCCUCCGAUUUGGAGAAUUCGAGCGAUUCAAUCACCGAUUUUCAACGAGGCACUGGCGCACGCAGCUCUGUCGGCGCAUACUCCAAAGUCGCUACAGCACCGUAUAAAACGAAGAUUACGCGCACUUCUUCCGACAGCAAGAAUACCGAAACAAUGGCAACGCGUGAUAUUAUCAAACAGAAGAAGAUUGUGGCCAAUAAAGAGUUACCAACGCCAUCACAAGCACAUGCUAGAGACGCUAUGCGUUAUGGUACUGAGUCGAAACGUAUUAUCCCCAGUAUGAAUACCCCAAAUACCAAGGCGAACAGCGCCACCACUCCGACUAGUGGCGCUGGUGGUAAAACGAUCUCGCAAACAGAUGGUGCUAUAAUCGAUAAACAUCGUGAAGAGAAUUUGAAAAAGUUUGAAUCGAUGAUUAAUCAACGAGCGGCUGCUAGUAAAACUGCAGCUGCUAAGCAUGCGCAAACGGCACGUAUGCCGGUCGUGCCCGGCGAACGUAUGUCAAGACCUACUAAUACCAUUACAACACCACCCAAAGUGGCAGCAAUGUCACAUAUGCCAUCGGCAACGGGCGAAAGGACCGCAACGACAACUGCAACAAAUGCUGUGCACACUGUUUACAAUAAUCGACAUGUUGGCAAUGUAAUGCACAACAAUCAGGGCUCUCCUAAUAUGCAGCUGCGCACCAGCGCWCCAAUGCGUUGGCGUGCCACGGAGGAACAUAUUGGAAAGUAUAAGCUUAUAAAAACAAUCGGUAAAGGCAAUUUCGCUAAAGUAAAAUUAGCUAAGCACUUGCCAACUGGCAAAGAAGUGGCUAUCAAGAUUAUUGACAAAACCCAAUUGAAUCCGGGAUCUCUACAGAAACUCUUUAGAGAAGUUAGAAUUAUGAAGAUGCUCGACCAUCCAAACAUCGUGAAGCUUUUCCAAGUUAUCGAAACCGAAAAGACAUUAUAUCUGGUUAUGGAGUAUGCGUCCGGCGGUGAAGUAUUCGAUUAUCUUGUCUUGCAUGGUCGAAUGAAGGAGAAGGAAGCGCGUGUAAAAUUCAGGCAAAUCGUGUCGGCUGUACAGUAUUGUCAUCAAAAGAGAAUUAUACACAGGGAUUUGAAAGCGGAGAAUCUGUUGUUAGACAGCGAAUUGAAUAUAAAGAUAGCAGAUUUUGGUUUUUCAAAUGAGUUCACGCCCGGCUCUAAAUUGGAUACAUUUUGUGGCAGUCCACCAUAUGCUGCACCUGAAUUAUUUCAGGGAAAGAAAUAUGAUGGUCCUGAGGUGGACGUUUGGUCUUUGGGCGUAAUUUUAUACACAUUAGUUAGUGGUUCAUUGCCAUUUGAUGGUUCCACAUUAAGAGAACUACGCGAACGUGUACUCAGAGGCAAAUAUAGGAUUCCUUUCUAUAUGUCAACUGACUGUGAAAAUUUACUUCGUAAAUUCCUUGUAUUGAAUCCAGCCAAACGCGCCAGUCUGGAAACUAUAAUGAGUGAUAAAUGGAUGAAUAUGGGGUUUGAAGAUGACGAAUUAAAACCCUAUAUCGAACCAAAACAAGAUCUAGCUGAUCCCAAACGGAUAGGUAAGACGGAGGCUCUAGUGGCAAUGGGUUAUAACAGACAGGAUAUUGAAGUUUCACUCUCCCAGGUGCGAUACGAUGAUGUCUUCGCUACUUAUCUCUUAUUGGGCAGAAAAAGCACAGAUCCUGAAAGUGAUGGUUCACGUUCUGGUUCGUCACUAUCGUUGCGUAAUAUGGGUGGAAAUGAUGCGGGCGCUAAUACGAAUGCGUCCGCACAGAGUCCCACACAUCGUGGUGUACACCGGAGUAUUUCCGCUUCAAAUACGAAACCAAGUCGACGUGCUUCAUCUGGCGCUGAAACACUACAAAUCUUUCAACGUUUUAUCGCAGGUGUUGGCCCAACUAAUGCGGCAACAAAUGCUGKAGCUACAGCUGCUCCUGGUGCUAUAAAUGCGGCGCCGUCCAACAACAAUUACGGCGGUACAGGUUCUGGUUCAUCCGCUGAGCGCUCUUCAAUUAGUAGCAACUUUAAACGCCAAAACACAAUUGAUUCGGCCACAAUAAAGGAAAAUACUGCGCGGCUGGCAGUACAAAAUCACAGACCCACGUCAGCUACUCAAAAGCUUUUAACAACCGCGGAUACAACACUCAACAGCCCCGCGAAGCCGCGCACUUCAACAAAAUACGACACAUCAAAUACUAAUCGCACUACCGUUGGCACAAGCGGUAUGAUACCACGUCGUUCCACCACUUUAUAUGAAAAGACUUCAUCAACUGAAAAAACGAAUGCAUUGCCAGCGGAAACAAAUGGAUCUGCCAACUCUACAGGAAAAGGCCAUGUUAAAAGCGCCUCUGUCUCCAGCCCUGGCUCGACCGCUGAGGGAGGAGUCGCUGUUUCCAAUGAAACACUCGGAACGAGAAUGACGUCGGCUGUUAAGUCUAGCAGGCAUUUCCCCAGGAAUGUGCCAUUACGAUCAACCUUUCAUUCUGGUCAAACAAGGACUAGAAACAAUGCUGCAAUGGAGUACUCCGGAACGAGUGGUGCCUCGGGCGACUCACCACAUCCAGGAAGAAUGAGUUUUUUCUCGAAACUGUCAUCCCGAUUCAGUAAACGCGCUUCAACAACUGAAGAAUCAGCGAAGCCGCGCGUUUUGCGCUUUACAUGGUCAAUGAAAACCACGUCGCCACUUAUGCCCGACCAAAUAAUGCAGAAAAUACGAGAAGUGCUCGAUCAAAACAACUGUGACUACGAACAACGGGAAAGGUUUGUGCUUUGGUGCGUACAUGGCGAUCCCAAUACCGAUUCAUUGGUACAGUGGGAAAUUGAAGUAUGCAAAUUGCCACGACUCUCGCUCAAUGGUGUGCGUUUCAAGCGCAUUUCAGGCACCAGCAUAGGAUUUAAAAAUAUUGCAUCACGCAUAGCAUUUGACUUACGACUGUGACUCCACCAAACCAACACCGACGCGGCUGCCUUUGGUUCUGAUACUACAGCAACUACCACCACACCUACACGCUGUCAUCAACACACCACAACAUCGACCAAUAAUCAUAAAACAAAUAUGAAAACAUUUAAUCUGGCCAUCACCAGCAACAUCAUAAAUGAAACGCUUACAAAAAAUAAAGCAAAACCCGAAUGUAGCAAAAAUUGUGCAAAUAGCAUUUUUGGCAAAAAGAAAUACAAUUAUUUGGAUGAUAAUAAAAAACCAACGGUAACACUAUCGUCAACUUCACCAACUACUUCAAAUACACAAUGCGGUUGUUUGGCAUUCGAAUCCCUAGAAAAUAAGACGCAGACGAUAAGUAAAACGAAUCGGCGAAAUUCGCCAACAAAGACACCAACAAAAAUUGGCAAAGGCAAAAAAUCAAUAACGACCGAAAAUAUUGUUGGUUUGGCAAUGGCAAAAUGUUCGAUAGAAACGUUGGAKAACUCGAUCUCGCUUAAAUCUGACAUUGACACGAAUGCACAAGAAUCAUCACAAUCACCGACUACAACAAAACCCGAAAAGUCUAUUACCAAAGGUAGCCACUUGAUGAAGAAAACAUUGGUAGUGGAAAAAUUGCGUAGUACCAAUAGUGUAAUUACACGAAAAUUGUUUUCCACCAAGCGUGCGAUUACACCAAAUAGUAAUAGCACUGACAAAACUAAAGAAACGCAGAAAAAACCGGAUUCAACGGAUUUGGAAGAUGAUGAUGACACAAAUACCAAUACAACUACAACAACUGCUACUGAAAAAGAUAAAGUUAAAGAGGAAAGUCAAAGCAUGAUCACCUCACUGCUGCGUACAACAACGCUUUAAAUUGUUUGUUGAAUAUCAUAUGCUUCAAAUUUCGUCUUUAAUACUUCUGAAAUCUCUUAAAAAAUAAUAAUAAUGUAUUUAUAUUAAAACAUAGCCCCAAUAAUAUAACCCUGUUUUUAUAUAUGCCCUUUUCAUGUUCAAUAAUUGUUAUGAUGCAUACCCAACAAUACAUACAUACAAUAUACUAUACAAAACAUGUAGCUUAUGUUAUACAAAAUUUUUGUGUUAAAACAUUAAAAACAUGUGAAAACCAGAACAAAACUAAAAAAAAAAAACUAAGCAAAUGUGCAGCGCCACUUUUUCGUUGAUUAUACAUAUGUACGUUGAUAAUGCUUACACCAAUCAACUUUGCUGAGAGACGAUUUUAAAGGCAUAUUUGCGCGUAAAAUACGUGAAUGCGUUUCAAAUUGCAAUUGUACAACUCAGUUGAUACGUUUUCGCCAAACAUAAUCAAAAUAUCCCAUCGAAACCCUUUCACACCAAAGUUGAAAAGAAAUUAUAAAAUAUUCCUCUAUUUGUUUUGUUUUCUAUUUCUAUGUUAACCGUUGUCUAUACGUUUCGCAAACUUUUAUACAAAUAUCUGUAAUCGCUACAAAGUUUAUCGUAAGUUUUAAAUUAAAAAAUGGCAAUCAUUUCUUUACGCAUGUAAAGUCAAUAGCUUUUUAAACAAACAUAUAUAAUAAAAAAAAAUUACAAUAAUUUAACGUUUCAACAUUUAACUACAAAUUCAUUACUAUUGAUCGAGAACAUUGGCUCAUAAUCAUAAACAGAAUAUAAUCGAUUCAAGUUUUGCUAUUAAACAA
Molecule: messenger RNA, 5808 nt
Organism: Bactrocera latifrons
Lineage: Eukaryota; Metazoa; Arthropoda; Insecta; Diptera; Tephritidae
Gene: par-1
Product: serine/threonine-protein kinase MARK2
Exons: 16
Coding region: 521-4150 (1209 amino acids)
Biological process (GO): protein phosphorylation; intracellular signal transduction; microtubule cytoskeleton organization
Cellular component (GO): cytoplasm
Molecular function (GO): ATP binding; protein serine/threonine kinase activity; tau-protein kinase activity
Source: RefSeq, a predicted model, not a curated record